AUGGAACGGCUACUAUCAAUUUCUGGAUUUGCAUUACCGGGUGAAAUUUUGGCCAUCAUGGGCGGCUCUGGUGCCGGAAAAACAACUCUACUCAAUAUUCUCACGAACAAUAAACAAGAAGGAGUCAGGCAAUCUGGCAUGGUUCUUGUGAAUGGUGAUGAAGUGGAUGAAACAACUCUGCGACGAAUAGCCACCUUUGUACAACAAGUGUGUUUAAUAUUU
Mesorhabditis belari is the source of this 222-nucleotide messenger RNA. Lineage: Eukaryota; Metazoa; Nematoda; Chromadorea; Rhabditida; Rhabditidae. The record is from the annotation of a GenBank genome assembly.